Messenger RNA from Penicillium vulpinum, 1257 nucleotides. RefSeq names its product hippurate hydrolase. Bases 1 to 1257 code for a protein of 418 amino acids. Gene Ontology annotation, molecular function: hydrolase activity. The record is from RefSeq and is a predicted model, not a curated record. Lineage: Eukaryota; Fungi; Ascomycota; Eurotiomycetes; Eurotiales; Aspergillaceae. The transcript has a single exon.
AUGGACUUCAAGGCAGCUCUGAAGAAAAAUAAGGUUGACCUGAGCGCCUACGCCUCACUCUACCGAGAAUUUCAUCAGAAUCCCGAAAUUUCAACUCUCGAGCAUGAAACCUCAGAGAAGAUCGCGGCCCAUUUGAAGAGCUUGUCCUCGGAUCUGGAUAUUCGCACGGGGAUCGGUGGCACUGGCCUCAUCUCCAUCUGCAAAAAUGGGUCAGGUCCGACGGUCUUGCUCCGAGCCGACAUGGAUGGGCUACCCGUUCACGAGGAUACGGGACUGGAGUACGCAUCGACAAAAACCAUGAAGGACACGCAGUUGGAUGACGCCGUCAAGCCCGUGAUGCACGCGUGUGGCCAUGAUAUGCACAUUACAUGCAAUUUGGGUGCGGCCGAGACCCUACUGAAAGUGAGGGAUAUAUGGUCGGGCACUAUCAUUUUCCUCUUCCAGCCGGCCGAGGAACGUGGAUGCGGUGCACAGGCCAUGGUCGACGAUGGCCUGUUCGACCCUGAGAAGCAUGCUUGCCCGAUCCCUGACGUACUUUUUGGACAGCAUGUCUUCCCUUUGGAGCCUGGAUGUAUUGUCAGCAAACCCGGCUCAUUCCUGGCUGCGGCUGACAGUCUACGGAUCACCGUCUUUGGCCAAGGCGGCCACGGCAGCAUGCCCCACCGGUGUGUCGAUCCUGUCGUCCUUGCCUCGUCCAUUGUGAUGAAACUGCAAACGAUUGUGAGCCGGGAGAUUGACCCCGAGGAAGUCGUUGUGGUGACGGUCGGCAGCCUGAAGGCCGGUGACACUGUCAACGUGAUUGGCGAUGAGGCUGUCCUACAAGUGAACAUCAGGAGCAUGAGCCAUGAAACGAGAACAUCGGCUCUAGAUGCAGUGAAGCGGAUUGUGAAGGCCGAAUGCGAGGCGUUCAAGUCCCCGAAGGAGCCAGUAUUUGAGACACUCAAUGCAUUCCCUCCAACGUUGAACGAUCAAGAAACCACAGAUACAAUUCAAAAGUCAUUCACCGAAUUCUUUGGCGACAAACAUCAAAGGGUAAGCGCGGCGCUCCCCGGCAGUGAGGACUUCCCGGAUCUGGCUACAGCAGUCGACAAACCCUAUGUUUUCUGGGGUUGGAGCGGCUCCGAUGAGAAGGUCUGGGCCAAGCACGAAAAAGAAGGCACAUUAAGUGAACUCCCCCCAACCACUCGCAUCUUUUUGCCCCAGCGAUCCAUCCGACCUUGGAAAAUGGCAUCCACACGAUGGUUGUGGCAGCGCUGA